Messenger RNA from Brassicogethes aeneus, 2073 nucleotides. The record is from the annotation of a GenBank genome assembly. Lineage: Eukaryota; Metazoa; Arthropoda; Insecta; Coleoptera; Nitidulidae.
AAAAUCGGGAUACCUGGUUACCUACAAAUCAAAGUGAUCCGUGAUAAGUGUCUGUUGAAAGUGAAUGUUUGAUAGGUUGUAACCCCGAGAAAAAACUUUAAAUGAAAGGGAUUUUAAAAAAUUUUAAUUAUUAGUAAAUUUAUUAAAAAAUAGAGCAAACAUGACUAGUGAUAUUAAGAAAAACGGCGUGGAUAAUUUUGCCUUUGAAACAAAUGGAGAUAUUGAAUUAGGAAAUGAACAUGGAAACGGUAAACCUCCAGAAGAGGCGGAAAGAGCGCAAUGGGGCAACGGUAUUGAAUUUUUGAUGUCCUGUAUCGCCAUGUCAGUUGGUCUGGGCAAUAUUUGGCGAUUUCCUUUCACUGCCUAUGAAAAUGGCGGGGGCGCCUUUUUGAUACCUUACCUCAUUAUUUUAACGGUGGUCGGAAGACCGCUUUAUUACAUGGAGAUGACGUUGGGGCAGUUUUCAAGCCGAGGGAAUGUCAAGAUGUAUUCUGGGUUGUCACCAGUAUUUAAAUGUAUAGGUUAUGGCCAACUCUUAAGCAGCAUAUGCGUCGCCACCUAUUACUGCUGUUUAAUGGCAAUAACAUUAUUUUACUUCGUGAAUUCCUUUACGUCCGAACUUCCAUGGGCCACCUGCCAGAACGAGUGGAUUCCUUACUUAGCGAAAAUCAACAGGACAUGCAUAGGAGCCGAGGAGAAGUCUGGAAGUCAACUUAACACCAUCAGUUCAUCAGAAAUGUGGUUUAAGCGCGAAGUCCUCCACGAGACAGAUGAUAUAGGAGCGGGUAUCGGGGUCCCAGAGUGGCGGCUGUCGCUCUGUCUGCUUGCCUCGUGGGUCAUGAUGUACUUUGUCAGCAUUAAGGGGGUUCAGAGUUCAGGCAAAGCGUCCUAUUUUCUGGCGUUGUUCCCCUACGUCAUCAUGAUAACUCUGUUGAUAAAAGCGGCAACGCUGGAUGGCGCAGCCGACGGGAUGUACUUUUUCAUCAAGUUUGAUUGGGGAAAAUUGAUGGACGCAAAGGUGUGGUACGCUGCUAUAACGCAGUGCUUCUUCUCUCUAAACGUUGGGUUUGGUUCAAUUAUAAUGUAUUCUUCGUACAACAACUUUGAUCACAAUAUUAACAGGGAUGCUUUGGUUGUAACUUCCUUGGACACGUGUACAUCUUUAUUAUCGGGUGUUACGAUUUUCGGUAUUUUGGGAAAUUUAGCGUACAAUAUUGGUGUUACACCGGAUAAAGUUAUAAACUCUGGAGGUACUGGUUUGGCUUUUAUAUCAUAUCCAGACGCUAUUUCCAAAUUUGAAUCUGUUCCUUGGCUAUUUGCUCUCUUAUUCUUCUUAAUGCUGUUCGUACUUGGAAUGGGUAGUUUGGUGGCCAUUGCUGGCUCAUGUAAUACAGUUCUUAAGGAUGCAUUUCCCAAUAUUGAAAUGUGGAAAAUUGCAUUGUUCACUGCACUUGUUGGUUUUUUUACUGGACUUGUUUAUGUAACACCGGGAGGGCAAUACAUCUUGGAUUUAGUAGAUUUCUUUGGCGGAACUUUCCUUACUUAUGUUUUUGCCAUUUUUGAAGUUGUUGCAGUGAUGUGGAUAUAUGGAUUGGACAAUUUUUGCGAAGAUUUGGAAUUCAUGACGAAGAAAAAAGUGGGGCUCUAUUGGAGAAUAACAUGGGGUUUCAUAACACCAGUAAUUUUAAUAGUUGUAUUUUUCUAUUUUAUCUUUACAUUGAAACCGCUGCAAUAUGGAAUAUAUCAGUAUUACUAUCCUGAAGGAAUUACAGCUGCUGGGUGGUGUAUUCUGGGACUUGGAAUUCUUCAGGCGAUAUGUUGGAUAUCUUAUUACGCAUAUCAUGCCAGAAAAACCUCUAAAAACGGUUUUUGGUCAAAUUUCUUCAGUCAUGAUAAAUGGAGACCCAAAAGGCAAGAUAGAUACGAAGAAUGGAAAAAAUUCAAAGAAGAAUCCCAAAGUAGAAAACCUGUGGGUAGAAGUUUUAUGCAAAAAUAUAUCGAUGCCUUAUUGGGUAGGCAGUUUACUUAAAUAUCAGUUUUAAGAGUGUUAUGUAUUUUCAAAGAGAGUAUAGA